AUGCAACACAUCGCUGGCUAUCCAGAGCCUAAAAGGCCUACAGUCUUUUACAAGCCACGUACCAGUAUCGCUGAUCACAAUGAAGCUAUUCCAAUUCCUAAGGUUGCUCAUGAUAAUCAAUGUGAUUAUGAAGGGGAAUUAUGCCUUGUCAUAGGAAAAACUGGUGUAGAUAUUAAAGAGGAAGAUGCUUUGAGUUAUGUAGCAGGAGACGAUGUGUCUGCCCGUACUUGGCAAUAUGAGAAGGACUAUGCUGGUCUUAUACCACAAUGGAAUUUCUCAAAGAGGUUUGAUAGUUAUGCUCCAUUAGGACCUGCUCUUGUUUCUACCAGAGUUAUUAAGGAUCCACAUAGGCUUCAAUUAAGAACUAGAGUUAAUGGCGAGCAACGGCAAGAAGCCAAUACUGAUGAACUCAUAUUUAGCAUUCAAAAGAUCAUUGCUUUCUUAAGUCAGGGUACCACAUUGGAGAAAGGGACCGUAAUUAUGACUGGUACUCCAGAUGGUGUAGGUGCAAUCGGUGGAAAAUGGUUAAGAGAUGGCUUUCUAAGAAGAGUGCAAAAACUUGCAAAUGUGAUUUCUCACUUUCUCAGAAUUUUCUCAAACUUGAUUAUAAUGCCUCCUAUAUACUACAUGAUGAUAUAA
Molecule: messenger RNA, 639 nt
Organism: Debaryomyces tyrocola
Lineage: Eukaryota; Fungi; Ascomycota; Pichiomycetes; Serinales; Debaryomycetaceae
Source: the annotation of a GenBank genome assembly